AACUUGAAAUGCCGGCUGGUCUGGUACGCUAUGUGGCUGACGCAUGCGUCUGACGUACAUACAUGCAUGACGGCGGUGACGGAUUUUUUGCAUACGAAAAUUUUGCUGCUGAAAAGUACGGAAGCAAAAGUGCGUGAAUUAACGUAGUCAGUGAGGAAAGCCAAACAUUUAUUUUACACACGUUGCAUAUUUAGCGGCUCGCGUGAAUUGCAAACAACACACGUUGAUCGUCGGUUUUUUCGCACGCAGCAACCUCGUGUAUUUAAUUUUUUUUUGCGCAUACAUUUACCGAUAUUUUUGGUGGCCACACAGACACACAACACACAAACACAACCAGAGCAACGACGAAGACAAGAACGAGCGACGACGACGUGAAGCGCAGUGAAGAAGAAAAAAAACAAGCGAAAUCGAAAGCAAAAUUUGUCGAGUCGAGUCGAGUCAAAAAUCUUUAAAGUGUGCUAAGCUAAAAAAAAAGAAUCCGAAUUAAAAUUCGAAUUCGAAUCUUAUAAAGUAUUUCCAUAAACCGAAACAGAAUAGCGCAAGGAACACACACACAGACACGCAGAGAGAGUGAGAGAGACACAGAAAACGAAGCUUCAGCACCAGCAGCAAGUUUGAGAACGGACAGGAAUCGGUAACAACUAUAUAGUUAUUAUCAGCGGCAGCACAACAGCAACCACAAAAAAUGAAUAAAACAGCACAAUUCGAAGCUCCGCUGUCAAUUGAGCCAGAGCAUGAGUUGCGCUUUGUUGGUCCAUUCAAUCGACCAGUGGUGACAAUCAUGACCUUGAAAAACAAAUCGGUCAGGACACUGGUCUUCAAAAUCAAGACCACCGCUCCGAAGCGCUACUGUGUGCGUCCAAAUAUUGGAAAGAUUCCGUCUUAUCGCACGACGCAGGUGGAAAUUUGCCUGCAGCCCUUCAUGUACGAUCAGCAGGAAAAGAACAAGCACAAGUUUAUGGUGCAAAGUGUGCUGGCACCGCCCGAUGCCGAUUUGACUGAUUUAAACAAGUUGUGGAAGGAACUGGAACCGGAACAGCUUAUGGAUGCCAAGCUUAAGUGCGUAUUCGAAAUGCCGCCCAUCGAGGCGAAUCCAGAGAAUAAUAGUGCCAGCGGCGGCGUAGGCGGUGCCGGUUCUGCCAGUGCCGGCGGCAGUGGGGGCAGCAAUGCGCCGGCAUCUCUCAGCUCUGGCGAGGCGCUGAAGAGCGAUGCAACUGUGGCGUCCACUGUAAUGUCAUCGAACUUAUCCGAUGCGGAAUAUGCCGAAGCCCUGACGGCUGAACUUAGGGAGCUACGUGACCUCAACGGUGAACUGCGAAAAGAGAAUCUACAUUUGAAGGAUCAAGUCACACGCUAUCGGAGCUCUCCGGCCGCCAAGCAAAUCAAUGAGCCCUAUGCUCCAGUUCUGGCUGAGAAACAGAUUCCGAUCUUUUAUAUAGCCAUUGCAAUUGCUGCCGCCUUUUUGGGUCUGUUGCUGGGCAAGUUUUUGCUCUAAAUGCCAUAACAACAAUAGCAACAACAAAAACAACAUUAACAACGAACACAACAGCAGCCGCAACAGCCACAUAGAAAGGAAAAAGCAAAAACAAACAUUUGUGGCAAUUCUCUAAACCUUCAAUCAUUGGUUCAUAUAUUUGCUCAUUUGAACUUAAAAAUAAUAUUAUGUUAUACUAUGUUCAUACUGCAACAACAAAUCCCACAAUAUAAAUUCAAAUGAGCAAGAAAUAAAUUUGUAAUUUGUUUUGGCCAUCGAAAACUACCAAAAUUAUGUAAACAUAUAUACACACACAUACACACAUACACAUAGAGGACACGUGUUUAGAUAACGUAAUUGUUAAAGUAAAGAAAAACAAAAAUAACCGUAAGCAAAAAUGCAAAUUGCAUCGCAAAAGUAAAAAAGCAAUAGCAACAACAAAACAAAACAAAAAAUAACAAAUCCUGUCGCGAACCGUUAAGAGACGUCACAAUACACUCAUUCAUUAACAAUCUGUCUCUCUCUGCCGUUCACGCGGCAAACAGCUAGCAGCAAGUCGAUCAUAUGCAUGCAGUAUUUAGCAUGCCGUCUCGCUCUCUCUCACUCUCUUAUUGUUAUAUUCAACUCACACGCUGUAAUUCAGUUAUGUUGAUUGCGGCGUUGCGCGUGCGUUGUUGCUGCUUACACCAAUAUUCACUGCAUGGCCUCAGCACACACACACAAACAUGAUACAUAUAUUUAUAUGCACACACACACACACACACACACGCACGCACGCCCACUCACUUAUAAAUGGUUUUUUGUGGAAAGGAAAGGGGAAAGGCAUUUGUUUUUCUGUCUGCCGGUGUAAAAGUUAUAUUUAAAAUUUAUUUUAUUGUUUUAUUGCACUUGCAUUUACUUUUAAAGUCAUUUUGGAUUUGCUAACGGUUCAUUUGCCAAGUAAAAAAACAAAAGUACAUACAUACAUACACAUUAACUGUAAUAAACAUAAUAAAAAAGUAAUAAGAAUAAAUAAUACAAAUGUAUUUGUGCUGUUGCAAAAUUCCUAUAAGAGAAUAACUAGGCAGAAACCACUUCUGCAACUAACACAAGCAAAUGCUUCGGCUUGUCUACACACUCACA
Drosophila hydei is the source of this 2596-nucleotide messenger RNA. RefSeq names its product vesicle-associated membrane protein-associated protein B (gene Vap33). The record is from RefSeq and is a predicted model, not a curated record. The transcript is spliced from 7 exons. NCBI's taxonomy places the organism in Eukaryota, Metazoa, Arthropoda, Insecta, Diptera, Drosophilidae. Gene Ontology annotation, cellular component: endoplasmic reticulum membrane; plasma membrane. Gene Ontology annotation, biological process: endoplasmic reticulum membrane organization. Bases 686 to 1495 code for a protein of 269 amino acids. Gene Ontology annotation, molecular function: FFAT motif binding.